AUGGAUCUUCAUCAGAGCACCACUGUCAGCCUCCCUGAGAAAUGGUGUUUGGAGGCCUCACUGCCCGGCUGCAGGAGACAGCGUAUUGUGAGGAAAAAACUGAAGUUAAUUCGGAUCUUAGGCCUUUUCAUGGGCCUGGUAGCCAUUAGCACUGUUCCAUUUUCAAUCAGUGCCUUUUCUGAGACUGACACACAGAGCACAGGAGAGGCCAGGGCUGUCAGUGGCACUGGUGUGGCACACAGUUACCAUCAAAGGACACUCUUAGAUUUAAAGGACGAGAUUUGGGAUUACACUUCGCAGCCACCUCCUUCUCAGGAAGGCAAGUCUGAGAACAGUACAGAUCACGCUCAAGGAGACUACCCUAAGGAUAUCUUUUCCCUUGAGGAGCGAAGAAAGGGUGCCAUUAUUCUCCAUGUUAUAGGAAUGAUCUACAUGUUCAUAGCCUUAGCCAUCGUGUGUGAUGAGUUCUUUGUUCCUUCGUUGACCGUCAUCACUGAAAAGCUCGGCAUCUCUGACGAUGUGGCUGGAGCUACCUUUAUGGCUGCAGGGGGGUCGGCCCCAGAGCUUUUCACGUCCCUCAUAGGAGUGUUCAUUGCCCACAGCAACGUGGGCAUAGGCACAAUCGUAGGUUCGGCAGUGUUCAAUAUCCUCUUUGUUAUUGGGAUGUGUGCUCUGUUUUCUAGAGAAAUCUUAAACCUAACAUGGUGGCCACUCUUUCGGGAUGUGUCCUUCUACAUUGUUGACUUGAUCAUGCUGAUUAUAUUUUUCCUGGAUAAUGUUAUCAUGUGGUGGGAAAGCAUGCUUCUCCUAACAGCUUACGUUGGCUAUGUGAUUUUCAUGAAGUUCAACGUCCAAGUAGAAAGAUGGGCGAAGCAAGUGAUAAGUCGCAAUAAAGUCGUCAAAGUGGCAGCCCCAGAAGUUCAACCAAAGUCGUCUACAGACAGGGACAAGGAUGAGCCAGCCCUACCGGCGAAGCCCCGCCUGCAGCGGGGCGGAAGUUCUGCCUCCCUGCACAACAGCCUCAUGAGAAACAGCAUCUUCCAGCUGAUGAUUCACACCCUCGACCCGCUCGCUGAAGAACUUGGAUCAUAUGGAAAGCUAAAAUAUUAUGACACAAUGACUGAAGAAGGGAGGUUCAGAGAAAAGGCUUCAAUUCUCCACAAGAUCGCUAAGAAGAAAUGCCAAGCAGAUGACAGCGAGAGGCAGAACGGGGCUGCCAGUCAAGUUGAAAAAAUCGAGCUCCCAAACAGCACGAGCACAGAGGUGGAGAUGACGCCGUCCAGUGAGGCUUCGGAACCCGUGCAGAACGGAAGUCUCUCCCACAGCAUCGAAGCAGCAGAGACCCAGCAGGCCACAGAGACAGCUGAGGAGGAGGACGACCAGCCCCUCAGCCUGGCCUGGCCGUCCAACACCCGUAAGCAGGUCACAUUCCUGAUCGUCUUCCCCAUAGUGUUUCCUCUGUGGAUCACCUUACCUGAUGUUCGCAAGCCUGCGUCGAGGAAGUUUUUCCCCAUCACGUUCUUUGGCUCCAUCACUUGGAUCGCAGUAUUCUCCUAUCUGAUGGUCUGGUGGGCGCACCAGGUCGGAGAGACCAUCGGCAUCAGUGAAGAGAUCAUGGGUCUGACCAUCUUGGCUGCGGGGACUUCCAUCCCUGACCUUAUUACCAGUGUCAUAGUGGCCCGGAAGGGGCUGGGGGACAUGGCCGUGUCCAGCUCUGUUGGGAGCAACAUUUUUGACAUCACUGUAGGGUGCCCAGGCAAACAGCAGGUGCGCCUCGGCCCACACCACGGGGGCCUCAGGGUGCCUUCUGGCCAUCAGGGCUGGGGCAUCACGGGCUCUUCGACAAUGCCUCUCCUGGGUGCAGCUGCCAACAGGAAGGACGAGGGUGAGCAGGUGGACAGUGCCAGGGGCUCUCCCACCACAGCACAGCCAGAGCACAGCCUCCGGGAAGCCCUGCUGCGUGCUGCCCAUUGGCCGUGGCGCAAAGAACUUGACCCUGUCCUCCGGGCCCUGAUCUAG
Octodon degus (degu) is the source of this 2019-nucleotide messenger RNA. RefSeq names its product solute carrier family 24 member 2 (gene Slc24a2). The record is from RefSeq and is a predicted model, not a curated record. The transcript is spliced from 11 exons. The coding region runs from base 1 to 2019 and encodes 672 amino acids. Gene Ontology annotation, molecular function: calcium channel activity; calcium, potassium:sodium antiporter activity. NCBI's taxonomy places the organism in Eukaryota, Metazoa, Chordata, Mammalia, Rodentia, Octodontidae. Gene Ontology annotation, biological process: calcium ion transmembrane transport; long-term synaptic depression; long-term synaptic potentiation. Gene Ontology annotation, cellular component: membrane.